UGGAGGUGGAGCACAGCGAGUUGAGGUAUAAAUGCAGCGGAUGAGCGGAAGACGGCUUGAGUCGGCUACAAGAUGCUCGGCCUGAUCGUCGUCUCGCUCCUGGGCGCCGCAGCUGCAGCACCUGCGGAUGACAGGAUCGUGGGUGGCUACCAGUGUGAAGCCCACUCUCAACCCUGGCAGGUGUCCCUCAAUGUCGGCUACCACUUCUGCGGCGGCUCCCUCAUCAACGACCGGUGGAUCGUCUCUGCAGCCCACUGCUGGCAAAACCCUUUUUCACAGAUCGCCAUCUUGGGUGACCACCACAUCUGGAUGCAGGAGGGCCCGGAGCAGUACAUGUCGGUGGACGCCAUCUACUGGCACGAGCGCUACGACUACCAGACGCUGGACUACGACAUCAUGCUGAUGAAGCUGGCGCACCCCGUCACCGUGAACCAGCACGUCCAGCCCGUCGCGCUGCCCGAAGCCUGCCCCGCGCCCGGGGACAUGUGCACAGUGUCCGGAUGGGGCAACAUCUACACCGAUCAAGUGUUCAACCCGUUUUACCUUCAGUGUUUGGAAGUCCCCAUUCUGUCUAACAAGGACUGCGAGGGUUCCUACCCCGGCAGGAUCACUGACCGCAUGGUGUGUGCCGGGUACCUGGAGGGGGGGAAGGAUUCCUGUCAGGGUGACUCUGGUGGUCCUUUGGUGUGCAACGGGGAGCUGCACGGUGUCGUCUCCUGGGGCCAGGGCUGUGCUCAACCCAACUACCCCGGCGUUUACACCAAGGUCUGCUCUCUGACGCCCUGGAUCAACGAUAUUCUCUCCACAUACGCGUAGCUCUGGGAUCUACUAUCCAGAGCUACGCGAGCGAGGGGAAACAGGACGGAGAUUGGAACGGAAACACGAGGCAGCUGACAGCUGUAUGAGUGGAAGCAGGGUGGGAGAGAGCGGAAGUAGGGUUCAGGGCACAAUCAAUAAAACCUAGAUUGUUGUGAUGCA
Messenger RNA from Gasterosteus aculeatus aculeatus (three-spined stickleback), 978 nucleotides. NCBI's taxonomy places the organism in Eukaryota, Metazoa, Chordata, Actinopteri, Perciformes, Gasterosteidae. The record is from RefSeq and is a predicted model, not a curated record.